Molecule: messenger RNA, 1300 nt
Organism: Loxodonta africana (African savanna elephant)
Lineage: Eukaryota; Metazoa; Chordata; Mammalia; Proboscidea; Elephantidae
Gene: B9D2
Product: B9 domain containing 2
Exons: 4
Coding region: 503-1030 (175 amino acids)
Biological process (GO): cilium assembly
Cellular component (GO): MKS complex
Source: RefSeq, a predicted model, not a curated record
GGAUUAUUUCCAAUUAUGAGACGGGAGGAUGCACACAGUGUAAGGGGAGGGACUUCCCCAUGGCCUUGGGUCGUCUCUGAUUUGUGGUCUUUAUGGAUUUGUUUGUUUUAUAAAGAGGGUCUGGGAGAAAGAGUCGGCGCUCAAAGAAACCCAGCCACACUCAAGAUGGUAGCUGCUCGGCCACGCCCCCAAUGGCGGAACCUCACGCUGGCGGAGAAGCGCUGCUUUCCCGAACGGGAGCUAAAAAAAAAAACCGGCGGAGAAAACGUCCGUCACAGGCCCGCCCCGCCCCCGAGAACGGCUAGGGCCAAUUAGCGGCGCGCAGGACGGGAGCUAGGCCAGGGGUGGAGGCUGCUGUUGCCGUAGCAACAACUAGGGAUCCCGGAGGCGGGCACGGCCGUGGAGAGAUCGGCCUCUACAGAUUUCUCGCUGCCGGGAAGGUGCUGGGAGAAGCGGGAGCCAGGCCUGGGAAGUCGGCGCCCGCGGAGAGAGGGACAGGGCGAUGGCUGAGGUGCACGUAAUUGGACAAAUCAUGGGGGCCACCGGUUUCUCAGAAAGUAGCCUCUUCUGCAAGUGGGGCAUCCACACAGGGGCUGCAUGGAAGCUACUGUCAGGCGUGCGGGAGGGCCAAACGCAGGUGGACACCCCCCAAGUGGGGGACAUGGCCUACUGGUCCCACCCCAUCGACUUGCACUUUGCCACUAAAGGCCUUCAAGGCUGGCCCCGGCUCCAUCUCCAGGUGUGGUCCCAGGACAGCUUUGGCCGCUGCCAGCUUGCUGGCUAUGGCUUUUGCCACGUGCCCAGCAGCCCGGGCACCCACCAACUGGACUGCCCCACGUGGCGGCCCCUGGGCAGCUGGCGGGAGCAGCUGGCACGGGCCUUCGUGGGUGGUGGACCACAGCUGCUGCAUGGGGACACCAUCUACAGUGGAGCUGAUCGCUACCGCCUGCACACGGCCGCCGGUGGCACCGUGCAUCUCCAGCUCGGCGUGCUGCUGCGCCACUUCGACCGCUACGGCGUUGAAUGCUGAGGGACUCUGCCUGCAACAUCUGGCCCCCAUCCACACUCUGGACACCUGAUGAGGGGCAGGAUGGUACAGUGGCCACGAGCAUGGGAUCUGGGGUCGGCAGGAACUGACUCCAGCCAAGGCAUGGUAUGGCUGCUUCAAACCAGUGAUUGUGCCUUUUGGCCCCAGUUUUCCCAUCUGUAAAAUGGGGACUGUGAGGGCGGGGUCACGGGAGCUUGGGAGAAGAGGCUGUGUAGCACAUGGGAGGUGCACAAUAAAGGAGAGCGAUUCUUA